AGACGGUGCCAAUGGCCCAAUAUCACGUGGCGGGUCUUCUUCUCUCUCUCAUAAUUCUCUCUCGCUCUCUCUCUCUUCCGUUUUGGGGACACUCAUAUGACCAGAUGCUUUCCAUGAAACAUUGACAUUGAAAUUCUCUUCCAAUUGCGAUUCGAGCAAGUCGAUCAGAUUCUUCGAUGCUUUCAAGAUUCUUGAUCAUCUAAUUGAGGUUGUUGUUCCUUGGAGGCUUGGAGCUUCAUUUCAUGAAAUUAGAACAGAUACUGUUAUUGUCCUAAUAGUUGUUCUAAGCACGUGUAAUAUUCAUUUGUAUACUACCGCUUUAUAAGAGAUCGAGUGCUCCAGCAGUUUUAAGUAAUAAUUUGGGUGGAACAUUUCUCUUUUUCCUAAAAUUAUCUUGCAGUUCAUUCAUUAAUACAAACUUACCGUUUAGCACUUGUUCUCGAUGGAAGACUCAUUUCAGAGUACUGGUUCAAGAAGCAACUCCCGUGUUACAAGUAUUACAACUAGUAAAAAUGUGUCUAAAAGUUGUUCGGUUGCUUCUGGCCCCAAUUCUUUCUCACAGAGAUCUUUGAGGCUUGUAUGCUCUUUCAACCAUGGAAAAUUCAGAAGGGGGACUGCUCAUGCAACAUUGUUUUUACUCAAGGUCGCUGCCUUAGAGGCAUUACGGAGAUUCUCAAAGGCUAGAUGCCCAAUUCUGUGGUGUAGUCUUCAGGCAUUGCAAAUGUUUUGCUAUCCACCAUUGAAGUGGAUUCAAAGUUGGGCUCCUUUCAAGGGUUUGGUUAAAGGCAUGCAGGUAUUAUCGAGGCCAUUAUUAGUCCUUUCUAUUGCCACCGCUUUCUUUGAUCAAUCAGGCUGUGGCAGCGACACCUCACAUGAUAUUGAAGAUAUUAAUGACAUCAAUGAUUAUUGUGAAUUUUCAGAGUUGCAGACAGAUAUAACUUCUAUAGAGUCCACUCUAGAUGCAAGGAUUCCCGAUGAAGCUCCCCAAAGUCUAUCAUCUGGAAAUUGGUUACUUCAACUCUAUGCAGAGCUGAAAAUUCUGGGAAUAAGUCUGCCAGAAAGAAUUAAUGAGGAUGAACUCCAUAGAUUUUAUACUGCUGCGAAUGGUGAUUUUUCAUGCUUGCUGUCAUCAGUGAAAAAGACAAUCCGUUGGAGGGAGACUUACAACAUUCUUUCAAGACAAGAACUUGAGAUGUGGUCAGAUAUGGUCUUUUGGCAUGGAUUCGAUGUGCAACAUCGACCAUGCCUUAUUGUUCGCCUUGGGCUUGCUUGCAUUGCCUUGCCAUCACAUGACAGACCUCGCUUUGCUCAAGCUGUUGUAUCUCAGGUAGAGCACGGGGUUCUGCAUUUAGUUGACUCCAAAAAUCCUCAAAUUACUGUUUUGGUGGAUUGUGAAGGGUUGUCCCCUUUAAGAUUUCCCAUGCAAGUAAUGAGAUCCUGUUCUACUCUUCUUCAAGAUCACUUUCCAAAUCGUCUUGGCUGUUUGUUUGUUAUACGGCUUCCUCCUGUUGUUCGAGUUAUUGCACAAACUUUCAUUCAAGAUCUGAAACCUGUCACUCAGCAAAAGUUGAAAAUCGAAGGGGAGAUGUACCAGAAGGUUGUCAGCGAGUACCUUCAGACACUCCCAUCAUAUCUUGGUGCCACAUGCACAUGCAUGAAAUGUUCAAACCUCAACAACAGAGAGAUGCAACAGCUUCAAACUCAAAUUGAGGAGACCAACAGAACAGAAACUGAUUCAGAUAGUAAUAGUGGUGAGGACCUGCCCCCACCUCAUUCAACGUGUCUAACAGAUAUGCUCUUGAAUGGUAACUAUGACCAGUUGUUGAGAACCGCCAUGUUAGGCAUCCUAAUCUUGUGUGUUCUGAUUGCUUUUAUUGCUGAAGUAUAUGAUCCGGAAAGCUAUCUGGAUUAACCCUACAAGGUAUAAGUGGAAAAACCCUUCUCAUUUCUCUUGUACCUUUGUUCUUGAAGGUAUUGUGUAUGUGUUAUACAAUCUGCUUUUGUAUAGUAGUAAAAGCUGUACUAAUUUUGUAAUUUCAGUUCAUCCUUGAGCACAAACCCCCAUAACAAUUGGAUGAGAUGUUUUGUAAGGUUAAUUUCUCCGAGCCUGCUAUGGCUAUGAGUUGAAGGAACUUCAGAUGUGAAGUAUUGUAGGUAAUAUCUGUUAAACAUAUGUAUUUAAUGAGAUGAAAUCUCAAGACCUCGUAAUUUACAAUAGCUGCACCAUAAUUUUGUUGGUA
Messenger RNA from Cornus florida, 2240 nucleotides. RefSeq lists its product as uncharacterized. The transcript is spliced from 7 exons. Bases 443 to 1912 code for a protein of 489 amino acids. Lineage: Eukaryota; Viridiplantae; Streptophyta; Magnoliopsida; Cornales; Cornaceae. The record is from RefSeq and is a predicted model, not a curated record.